Molecule: messenger RNA, 3330 nt
Organism: Musa acuminata subsp. malaccensis (wild Malaysian banana)
Lineage: Eukaryota; Viridiplantae; Streptophyta; Magnoliopsida; Zingiberales; Musaceae
Source: RefSeq, a predicted model, not a curated record
CUAUCGACUCUUUCAUAUGUUCUCCUUCCGACUACGUCUCGAAGCCAUGGGCACGGGGAGGUUCCCAAAUUAGGGUUUUCGCCAUGAAGGAUUUCGAAUGUGUAAGUCACUGAUUCCCCCCGUUUCCUUUCGAUUCGUCCGAUCCUGCGCUGUUGAUUCGCUGAUUCACCGCCCAAGGAAGUCGCCUCCCUCCUUGAUCAAGGUUUCGAGCGGGUUACGGCUCCGAGAUUCGAAACAUUGGGAUUCUAGGGUUAGAUUUGUGCCAUUGGGUUGCUUCGUGGCUAGGAAUUGGGAGAUCUCUUCAAGUUCGCUUUUCUUGUGUUUUUUGAGGAAAUUUUGAUCGAAGAGGCCGCUGAUCGGAACGUCGGUUGAGGAAGAAGCGCCGGAAAAGAAGAUUUGAUUUUUUAGGGUUUGUAGGUUGUUGGAUUUUGCCGUCGUUGGUCACCGGUUCUGGGAUAAAUGUGUAUAAUUUGUGUGGUUCAGAGGUGGUCGCGGUGGAUCGCCACCAUGCUGCCUUGGCUGUUGAUCCCGCUGCUUCUGUUCUGGGCCAUGUCGCCGUUCCUCCCACCGGGUCUCCGAUUCGAGAUCACCUCGCCCCGGCUCGCCUGCGUCAUGGUCCUUCUCGUGACCCUCUUCUGGUACGAGAUCUUGAUGCCUCAGUUGUCGCUUUGGCGGACCCGCCGGUCGGCUCGCCUGCGGGAGCGCCGCCGUGCCCUUGCGAUUGAGAUGCAGAAACUUAAGAAGACUGCAACCCGCCGCUGCCGGAACUGUCAUACUCCGUACCGAGACCAGAACCCCGGUGGAGGACGCUUUAUGUGCUCGUACUGCGGCCAUGUUUCUAAGAGGCCUGUCUUGGACCUUCCACGGUCGGUUGGUAGUUCAGGAGUUAAUGAUCUUGUUGGCAAGAAUGGAUGGAUGUGUAGUCAGGACUGGUCAGCUGAGGGGAGUAGGAAUUGGGCCAACCCUCUUCCCCACUAUUGGCCAAGUGAUGAUCAGUGCUCCACGGAGAAGUCGUGUUCUGGUGUGGUGCUUUUUCCUUGCAAGCUGCUAUUUUGUUUCUUUACUUGGUUGUUCAGAAAAGUUUUUGGAUUUGGUUCGAGGGAAGAUGGCUCUGAUGCAGACCAGAGUGGGUCAUCAUCUAAGAGAGGGGAAAAUGGAGGAAACCUGCAGGAGAGCAGAUGGGAGAAAGCUAGAAGGAAAGCCGAGGAGAAGCGUCAAGCAAAGUUGGAAAAAGAGAUGCUGGAAGAGGAAGAAAGAAAGCAAAGGGAGGAGGUUGCAAGGCUGGUAGAAGAAAGGAGGAGAAUACGUGAUGAGAUGCUGAAAACUGAGAAAGAGCAUUCUGAGAGUUCUGUUGCUCAUAGGGAAAGGGAUAAUAGGAAGGUAGCAGAGAGAGGAAGGCCUGAAAGAAAGAAGGACAAGGAUAAAGGAUCCAGCAAAAGUAAUUCUGAUGUCGAGGACCUAGAUAAGAGGAUAAACAGGGAAAGUGAGAGAAAGCGUGAGUUUGAAAAGAGGAAUGAGACUGAAAGACGGGAUUCAUUGAAAACAACAGAUAUGCACAAGCCACAUACAUCAGGGGCUUUGCAUGGGAAUAAAGUAACAAGUAAGCCUAGAUACUUUGCUCGAAUGACAGGUAGUUUUCUAUCUUCUUCUAGAAGUUUAAGUGGUGCCACUUUUUUCGGGAGAAAUACUCAUAUCCCAGCUACCGUUAACAAAGCUAGUAAGCCAUCUGCUGGAUUCAUGGAUCAUGUUUCUGAUAAAAAAAGAGAUUCUCAAGUGAUCGGGGAUAAAAUGGUCAAGGCUACUCCAAAUGGAGAUGGUAGAGUUCAGGGGGCCAACACUCAUGAGCCUGUAGGUUCAUAUGCACAAUUACUACAAGGUACUUCCAAAAAAUCAUGGCAUCAACUGUUUACUCGUUCAGCUACUGUAUCUCCUUGCCCUGACACGACUACUACAUAUCAAAAUGAGAAUGUCCAAGUAGAAGCUCAAAGUGAAUGUUUAGGUAAUAAAAGAUUGCUGCCUAGUUAUUCUUCUGGGCAACCAUUGCCUUCCGCUGCCUGUACAUCAGUCGAUGGUGCCUUUAGUAGCAGUUCAGUCUCUUCUUUGGUAGCUGAAUCAUUAGUUCCUUCUUCCAAAGAUGCAGGUGCAAGUUCAAUAGCAGAUGAAACAGAACUCUUUGAAGAUCCAUGCUAUGUUCCAGAUCCAAUAUCCUUACUUGGGCCAGUUUCUGAAUCGCUUGAUAAUUUCCCAUUGGAUUUGGGGGCUGGGUUUCUUUCUAGUGAUAAGGUGGAAAAGCCUCAAGUCAUUGGGAUUCUUUCUGGUGACAAGGUGCAAGAGCCUCAAGUCAUAAAGAAUAUAUCUGCUCCUCGAAACAUAUCCAAGCCUUCUCCAAUUGAGUCUCCUAUCUCGAGAUUGCGUGUUUCAGAUGAAAAACAGACUGCAUUGGGCCAACUUCCAUGUAAUUCAAAGUCACAGGAUUCACAUCCUACUAUUGUGGAUGAGUCACAGGGUACUUGGCAAAUGUGGGGAACUCCACUUGCUCAUGAUGGUUUGGGAUUAGGUGGGCCUUCCAGCUGGUUUUUGCCCAUAGGGCAGAAGAAUCUGAAACAAGAAGACGCCAUAUAUCCUUUUCCUCACAACCCUAUGACAUCAUUUAUUGCAAAGGAGAGUCCUACUCUUCUGGGUAUACAGGCUCCUCAGCAUGUAUAUGAUGGUAAUCAGCAGAAUGGUGGGACAUAUAAUUUCCAUGGUGUUGGUAUCAAUGGCAGUGAUCAUUGCUUGCAGAAAUCACCCUUCCAGUCAUUGCCUGUUGAUGCAAAAAGCAAUUUGCUUCCUGUUGGUCUUGUGGAUAAUAUGCAACACAUUGACCCAAGACACAAUAGUCCAAAAAGGUCAUCUGCUGACUGUCCUUUUGAGCCAGCCCCUGCAAAUUCUUGGUUCAGAGAUGGCAGUCUUCCGAAUGUUGGCAGGGUGGAGUGGGCAGCUACUGGUCCUCAGCACGAUGGAAACUCUUCCUUUGCAAACUCAAAUAUUGGAGGCUUGUUCUCAGCUAGUCCAGAGACAGCAUCAGUCUGGUCGUUCAGUCAAAAGGAGUCGGUAUAAAACACUGAAGAACUUGUUCAUUUUAUCUUAAAGCUAAUGAAAUGGUCAUCUCACUAGCAUGAUUAGAGAUGCAUGCAUGCAUUCAUGAAUCCCUUCAAGAUGCCCAUUAGUCUUGUUAGAAUGAGUUUAUGAGUUGGCAGGUUGAUAAUGAAGAAGCUCAUCAUUUCUUUUUUUCCAUUCCCUCUUGGUGUAUUGUCAUUUGGAAAUAAUAUUUAUGUCCUUUGCAGUCGA